Molecule: messenger RNA, 917 nt
Organism: Pararge aegeria (speckled wood butterfly)
Lineage: Eukaryota; Metazoa; Arthropoda; Insecta; Lepidoptera; Nymphalidae
Gene: Vps20
Product: charged multivesicular body protein 6-A
Exons: 2
Coding region: 244-864 (206 amino acids)
Biological process (GO): vesicle budding from membrane; late endosome to vacuole transport via multivesicular body sorting pathway
Cellular component (GO): ESCRT III complex; multivesicular body
Source: RefSeq, a predicted model, not a curated record
CUCUUUGUCUUAAACACAGGUCUGAAAACUAUGUACUUCGUCUGUGCUUAGUAAUUUUCUUAUUUACUUUUUUAGUUACACUUAUUGAAAUCAUAAUAAAAUAUAAAUGACUGUACUUUUACGAAUAUCAUAAAUAGUGUCAUACUCAUUCUUUAUGUAAUGUUUCGCGUACAUGCGUACUUAAUACUGUGAUAGUGAUUUGAUAUACAAACUUACGGUUCUCGUCAGAUUAGGGUAAGCAAAAUGGGUGGAUUAUUUAGCAAGACCAAAAAGCCUGUAAGUAGAGUAACAGAGCAGGAUAAAGCCGUUUUACAGCUAAAACAACAAAGAGAUAAGUUAAAACAGUAUCAAAAGAAAAUAGAGCUUAAUCUCGAAAGAGACAGACAGCUGGCGAAGAAACUUUUAUCGGAAGACAAACGCGAUAAGGCGAAAUUACUUUUGAAAAAGAAAAAAUAUCAAGAAAACCUUUUGCAGAAUACUGAUAUACAAUUAGAAAAGUUAGAACAACUUACACAUGAUUUGGAGUUCACGCAAAUUGAAGUACAGGUGCUCGAUGGAUUGAAGAUUGGAAAUGUUGCUUUAAAGAAAGUUCAUGAUAUCCUCAACAUUGAUGAAAUAGAAAAGAUAUUAGAUGAAACUAAGGAGGGUAUUGAAAAACAGAGAGAAAUAGAUGAGCUCAUUUCAGGACAGUUAAGUGAAGAAGAUGAUGAAGCAAUUGAAGCCGAGCUUGAAACAAUGCUUGAUGUUGAGGAUCAACUACCUGAGGUUCCUACUGAUAAAUUGCCUGAUGUUGUUGAGGAAAAGACCCCAGAGAGGCCUUUAAGAGUAAAAUCUAGUUCAAAGAAAAUUGCUGUUGAGGCUUAAAUAUUUUUUUGUAUUGUUUCAAAUUGUAAUUAAUAUAUUAUAUUUUAUUAAUG